UGUUGAGUUGAACUGUAUGGAGCUUAUCAAUUUCCAAUUCCAGAGAGAGAAAAAUUGCAGAUACAUUUCCCAAACCUCACAGAGAGAUCUGAGCUUGUCGUGUUGUAUCUGUCUGUGAUGGAAUAGGAAUCGGAGUGCGGUGAAGAAAAUCAUAAAUUCGCAGAGGUAUAGCCCAAAAUACCGAAGACAGAAGGGGAUCUGAGUCUGCUGUAUUUGAUAGGUUUAGUAAUAAUCUCAUACAAGAUUUAUUUAGGUUUGAUAUACAAUAACAGUGUUGCUGAUCGAUGGAGCCGCUGAAAGGGGAGGAAAAUAAAGAGUCCCUGCCUCCGGAAUGGCCGUCCAAGCAGUUGAUGCCAGAUAAGGUUGCUGGAAGUAUUUCAAAUCGCGGGAAAAGAAAAAUCUCAGUUCGUCCUCUCCCUGUGGGUGUGUUUGGUAGGGUUGAUUUGGAGGGAUAGGGAGAGAAAAGAAAAGAGGAGAUAGUGUAGUGUGUGUUUGGGUAAGUUAAGUGGAGGUCAUUUGCUUUCUCCUCAAUUUUGAGAAGAUAGGGAGAGAAAAGAUAGUGAUUUUAGUAGUAUUUUGAUAAUACCAAAAUUAGCCUCCACAAAUCAAUACAUAGAUUUAUUAUUCCAUUCAAGUCCCGUGGUUAUGAAAAGAUAAAAAGUAAUUUGUCUAUUAUCUUUUUUUUUCUUUUCUCUCCUCUAUCUUAUCCAAACAAGAAUAACUAUCCUUUCUUUUCUUUUCUCCCCUGUCUAUCCAAACACAAAUAGAAAUUAUUACUAUCCUUUCUUUUCUUUUCUUUUCUUUUCUCACUAAACUAUAUUUUCUUUUCUUUUCUCUCAUAACUAAUACUAUCCAAACACACUCUAUAUUUACGUCACUUCCAAAAGGGGAAUAUGACGUCUUCUUGAAUUUAACAACUCUAGGCAUUCUUGACAUUUGCAUUAGUUACCUGAAACUCCGUCUCGAACAUGCAAGAGUUCGCACCUUAGGAUUCGAGCACCAGUUCUGUGAAGGAGACGAGGUUCACCCGGAACAACUCAAAGCAGUCGAGAAAUCGAAGAUCUCAAUCCCAAUAUUCUCCAAGAACUAUGCUUCCAGUAAACGGUGCCUCCGCGAGCUAGCCCAGAUGGUGGAGUGCAGGAGAGCUACGGAACAAUUGAUUUUGCCCAUAUUCUAUGACGUUAAACCCUCUGAUGUGAAGCAUCAAACAGGGAGUUACGAGGAGGCCUUCCGCAAGCACGAGAGUUGUACUGACGAAAGGACUGUUAAGCAAUGGAAGGUGGCCUUGGCAGAGGUUGGAGCUCUCAAGGGUUGGGAAUUCAAGGAGGAAAUAGAUGGGUUUCAAUUAGUUACGGAGUUGAUUGUUCCAGCGAUGUUGUUAGAGUUAAAAAAGAAGAUCAUGGAUGUCCCUGACUACUUGGUUGGCAUCGAUGAUCGGCGAAAAGAAAUGAUGGAGUUGUUAAAUGAAGACUCCGAUGAAGUGCGAGUUGUUGGUAUCUAUGGCAUCGGUGGUAUUGGCAAGACAACUAUUGCCAGGUACAUGUACGUGUUAGGAUAUGUGUGCCCUAGCAUAGUAAAUUCUAAUUUUGGAUUGUAAAAGUCAUGGUUUCUUAUCUGGAUAUUAUUAUUAAAGCAUUAUACAAUUGGUGAAUGAAAUGUAUUAUUUGUUCGAUUCA
Cornus florida is the source of this 1676-nucleotide messenger RNA. RefSeq names its product disease resistance protein L6-like. Gene Ontology annotation, biological process: signal transduction; defense response. Lineage: Eukaryota; Viridiplantae; Streptophyta; Magnoliopsida; Cornales; Cornaceae. The coding region runs from base 1127 to 1597 and encodes 156 amino acids. The transcript has 2 exons. The record is from RefSeq and is a predicted model, not a curated record.